AUGGAAGGCAAGGGUCAGGCUGGGGAAGAAGAUCCCCUGUGUCCAAGACUCAUCCUCUCUGCUGAGGAGCACAAGAGGGACUGCGAGAAGUGGAGUAAGGCCCUGAUCAUCAAGUUGCUGGGGAAGCGAAUUGUCCUGAGGUUCCUGCUGGCCAGGCUGCAGAAGAGCUGGAAUCUAGUAAGUUCCUUUGAAGCCAUUGAUCUAGAUAAUGGGUUCCUGUUACUGAGAUUCCAGAAUGAUGGGAGUGAGUUUAGUGGCUUGGAGGUACGGAAGACUGUUGCUCAUGUAAGCAUAGAGGUUGGCAGUAUUGCGGGAUGUGUGGUUAGUGGAAAUUCUUUAACUAGUCCUGCGCAAGAGUUGGUAAACACUAAUCCUAUAAAAGGAGGUAGUGUUGAAUCCUCUGUCCUUAGUCCUCAGAAGAAAGGAAGAUCUCUUGAGGUUGGAACUAAGAAGAAUGUGGUAAAAGAAGGUAAAGACAGACCUAAAUUUGGGAUCAAGCAAGCUUUAAAGAAGAAUGGGAUUGAAAAUGUUCCUCCUGUCCCUAUGGCUGAUGGUCUGUCCAAAGGUCCAGUUAAGGGUAAGCUUAAGAACUUGGCUGGUUCGGAGGGUCCCAAUAUUUUGGGUAGUUCUAUCUCCAACAGUGUUAAAAAAGAUCUUGGUGGUGCUUGCUGUGGGGAUCCAGACUCUAAAACAUAUGUUCCAGGUUCAAGAAAUGUGGAGAGUUUUACCAAUUUGGUGGGGGGGGGGGUGGGUAAGACUAGCUUUCCUACCCUCAUUAGGGAUUUAAAAUUCAGAUUUAAAAUUAGUAUUAUGGCCUUGCUGGAGACCCGUGUAGGGGUUUUGAAAGGAGAUGAUAUUAUUAGGAAGCUAGGCUUCUCUAGUUUCUUUAGUCAAGAGCAUGUGGGAUUUUUUGGAGGGAUCUGGUUACUUUGGGAGGGCAACUUGGUGGAUGUGGAGGUAUUGAUCCAUCAUCAUCAGUUUGUCCAUACCAAGGUGACUUAUUUGGACUCAAAGAAGGUUGAUUUUAUCACCUUUGUCUAUGGGAGUCCUAGGAGGAUGGAGAGAAGAGCUUUGUGGCUCGAAUUGGAGGAUAUCAGUUAUGGCAUGACUGAUCCUUGGUUGGUUCUGGGGGAUUUCAAUGAUAUCCUUUAUGCUUUUGAGAAGAUUGGGGGUCAGGAGCUUUGUUGGAAGGGUAUGGAUGAGUUUAAUCAGUGUCUUUUUAACUGCAAUGUCAGUGAUAUGGGGUUUAAAGGCCCUGAUUUUACUUGGAAAAGGGGUAGGCUUCAAGAGAGGCUGGAUAAAGCCUGUUUUAGUGAAGCAAGGAACAUUUCUUGGCCCAACAGGUUUGUUUCCCAUCUUCCCUUCUACAAUUCGGAUCACAGGCCUAUCCUCUUAUGUAAUGAGAUGGUAUCUGUUCCUAUGGAACACUCUAGAAGCUUUAAAUUCAUGGCAGCCUGGCUAACUGACUCUAGAUUCGGGGAAUUGGUUAGAAGUUGUUGGGAAAAUGGGAAUUGGAUGACUGCUAGGAGGAAAUUUGAGGUUGAUGCUAGAUUUUGGCACCAGAAUGUCUUCAAGGAGAACGAAUUAUGGAGGAAACUUCAGUCUGUUCUGGUGAAGGAAGAACUGACUUGGUUUCAAAGACCUCGUAACCAAUGGCUGAAAUUUGGUGGCAAAAAUACCAGAUUUUUUCAUGCAUCAACAGUAGCUAGGAGAAGGCACAACAGAAUUGUGACCCUGAAAGAUGAGGGUGGUAACUGGAUAGCUGAUUCUGAGAGUCUGGUCCAGUUGGCUGUUUCUUUCUACCAAGACCUCUUCACUAUUGAGGGUGUGAGGGAAGACAAAUUUCCUAUUCAGAAGGUGUUUCCUAGGUUGGCUGAGUGUGAUAAGAGGAGGCUGGCUUUGGUUCCAUCUAAGGAGGAAAUAAAAAGGACAGUUUUUAUGAUGGAGAAAUUCAAAGCCCGUCCUGAUGAACUGAGUGCCAUUUUUUUCCAGAGUCAAUGGGGCACUGUGGGUGAUUCUGUUUGUAGCCUGGUGAUGGAUGUCUUCAAUAAGCCUGAGAUGGUUAGGGAUAUAAAUGGCACCUUAAUUUGCUUAAUCCCUAAGAAGGAAAGUCCUGAGAGUAUAAGGGAUUUUAGACCCAUUAGUUUGUGUAAUGUGGUCUAUAAAAUCAUUACAAAAAUCAUUGUUGGGAGGCUGAAGGAUCUGCUACCGAGAAUUGUCUCCCUUAAUCAAUGUAGUUUUAUUAAAGGUAGACAAGGGUUUGAUAAUGUCAUCAUAGUCCAGGAGGUUAUUCAUUCUAUGAGAGUAAAGAAAGGAAGCCAAGGGUGGAUGAUGAUAAAGGUAGACUUAGAGAAGGCAUAUGAUAGGCUAGAUUGGAGCUUUAUCCUGGAGACCUUGGAUGACAUAGGCCUGCCUGAACCCCUAUCUCUUUUGAUUUAUAAGUGUAUAUCUACUUCUUCCAUGAGUCUGCUUUGGAAUGGUGUUGUUACAAAGGAAAUUUUUCAUGAGAGAGGCAUCAGGCAGGGGGAUCUUAUUUCCCCUCUUCUGUUUGUUCUUUGCAUGGAGAAAUUGUCCCAACUCAUCCAGGUGGCAGUUGAUUCUAGGGCCUGGAAGCCUAUUUUCUUAAGGAAGAAGACACCUCCUAUUUCUAACCUACUCUUUGCUGAUGAUAUUAUUAUUUGUGCUGAAGCCAGUGUAGAGCAAGCCCAGUCUACAGUGUUACCUUUGGGGGUGUGCAAUGAGAUUGAGAAGAUAACCAGGAAUUUCAUUUGGGGAUCUUCUCAAAGCCAAGGGAAAGUUCAUCUGGUGAGCUGGAAUAGGGUUUGCAGACCAAAGAAAGAUGGUGGGCUAGGUUUCAGAGAUCAGAAGCUCAUUAAUAGAGCUUACUCCAUGAAACUGGGUUUUGAUAUCCUAUCUAACAGGGAUAGCUUGUGGGUUAAAGUGCUUCAAAAUAAGUAUAAGGUGGAGGAAUCUUUUAUGCCAACUCUCAGAAAAAGCAACUGUGCUUCAAACACUUGGAGAGGCAUUCAGAAAGUGUGGGAUCAGGUUUUAGAGGGAUCUAGGAUUAUCAUUGGGACUGGCUCAAACACCUCCUUUUGGUAUGAUAGGUGGGUGCCCAAUAUUGGUAGAUUGGUUGACUGGUCCUUAUCAAACAUUCCUGAAGCUAUGAAGCAUUGGAAAGUUUCUGACUGUGUCCAGAGGGGUAGUUGGGAUUGGGACAAGUUCAGUCCUUUCCUUAGCAAGGAUAUCCUAGUGGCUAUUGAGAAAAUUAUGUCUUCCUUUAAUUAUGAUGAGAUGGACAGGGUGAUUUGGAGUCCCUCUAAUUCUGGUUCCUUUUCUGUUAAAUCUGCUUAUAACUUGCUUGCUAAUCCGAGUGUGAGCUCUAUUUCUUUGCAGUGGGAUACUAUUUGGAAAUGGGCAGGUCCCCAAAGGAUCAAAUUCUUCUUAUGGUUGGCUGCUGGGAAUAAGUUGCUAACGAAUGCUGAAAGGUUUCGUAGGCACUUUUCAACCUCGGAAGCUUGUCCUAGUUGCCAGAAUCUAGUGGAUGAUACAGAUCAUAUCUUGAGAAAAUGUCCUUGGGAUCGUAAUAGCUUAGUCUUCAACAACAAAAGUUCCUCCCCCCAAGGUUUGUUCUCUCAAGCUUCAAUCUAUGUUGCUAAUAUCAACACUGCCAAUGGUAUGCUGUCAGCUGCUGGUCUUGUUCCUGUGGGAUAUGAAGAGAUUUUGGUGAGUUGGUGUCCUCCUUGGCCUGGUUGGAUUAAAAUUAAUACUUAUGAGGCCUUUUCUGAGAGGUUGUCAUAUAAUUCUUGUGGUGGGGUAGCCAGGGAUGAAUUGGGGAACUGGAUUUCAGGGUUCUACAAGAGAUUAUACCCUGAAUCGGUGUUGAUGGGAGAGCUCUGGGGUAUCUUGAUUGGCCUAGAUUGGGCUUGGGGGUAUGGUUCUAAACAAAUUAUGAUUGAAAGCGACUCCUUGGUGGCUGUUCAUCUCGUGAAAGAAGGCUGUGUGAAGUCCCAUCCUUGUCAUGAGAUGGUAUACAGAAUCAGAGCUAUGAUGGAUAAAGAUUGGAAGGUUGAGAUUGACCAUGUGUUUAGGGAGAGUAACCAAGUGGCGGAUUGGCUGGCUUCUAGUGGUAGGCAGUAUGUUUGGGAUACUCAAUGGCAUGAAAGUUGCCCUUUGGGUUGUGCAAAGUUGGUUUUAGAUGAUAGGAGGGGCAUUAUGUUGCCCAGAAACUUUGCUGUGUAG
Messenger RNA from Gastrolobium bilobum, 4242 nucleotides. RefSeq lists its product as uncharacterized. Lineage: Eukaryota; Viridiplantae; Streptophyta; Magnoliopsida; Fabales; Fabaceae. The coding region runs from base 1 to 4242 and encodes 1413 amino acids. The transcript has 6 exons. Gene Ontology annotation, molecular function: nucleic acid binding; RNA-DNA hybrid ribonuclease activity. The record is from RefSeq and is a predicted model, not a curated record.